Messenger RNA from Stomoxys calcitrans (stable fly), 654 nucleotides. RefSeq lists its product as uncharacterized. NCBI's taxonomy places the organism in Eukaryota, Metazoa, Arthropoda, Insecta, Diptera, Muscidae. The record is from RefSeq and is a predicted model, not a curated record. The transcript is spliced from 2 exons. The coding region runs from base 327 to 596 and encodes 89 amino acids.
CUUCAUAUUGCGGCAGAUUCUUAUCUGUGGCAGCAAAUUCCGACCGCUCUCAUUUUCAUCAUCAUCGUCAUAGCCAUAAUCAUAAGCUGUGCCACUGAAUGCGACUGUGUCAAGAGGAAAAUAUGGAUUUUCGAGAACAAGCAAGGCAAACUCGUACUUUCCGUUUCAUUAUUUGUUUCCCCCAUGAUUUAUGGCAAAAGAGAUUCUAUGGGUUUGACCAAACCUUCCAGUCAAUAUUCAGUUAUUUACGAAUAGUCAAAGAGAAAAGAUACCGGAACAUAUAACUAAAUCAGCAGCAUAUCCAACCUUCCACCGACUACGACAUUAUGACACUGUAUUUGCAGGUGGAAAAACUAAGGGGUCUGGAUAACUAUAAGGCCUGGGCCAUGACGGUACGCUCAUUUCUAGAAACUGAAGAUCUAUGGUCUGUGGUGGACAAUGGACCCGAUGGAACUGAUGAAGAUUUAUACAGAGAUAGAAAAGCCAAGUUCAUUAUAAUGUGUCUGGUGGAAGCUAAAAUUUGUCAAUUCAUGGCCUGCAUUCGAACAUCCAAGGAUUUAUGGACAUACCUGAGGAAGCAACAUUCUAGUCGAUAAAAGAAGCAGACUAUUGUAAAGAAAAUAUAAAUAAAAUGAUAAAUAUAAACCAAACUAA